Messenger RNA from Equus caballus (horse), 4273 nucleotides. RefSeq names its product lebercilin LCA5 (gene LCA5). NCBI's taxonomy places the organism in Eukaryota, Metazoa, Chordata, Mammalia, Perissodactyla, Equidae. Gene Ontology annotation, cellular component: axoneme. The record is from RefSeq and is a predicted model, not a curated record. Gene Ontology annotation, biological process: intraciliary transport.
GAAAGUGUAUCUUCUGGUUGCUAUUGUGAAUUGUGGACUACGGAUCUGUAGAGAAAACAAACUGCACAGUCAGGAGUAUUAUCAACAGAAUCUGAAGACUCUAAAAAAUGCUCUUCAGGCUUGUCAUGGAUUUUUCUGGAGAAAAUAAUCUGUGAAAUUAUGUGAAUAGAGACCAUUAUUCAAAACCAUGGGGGAAAGAGAAAGAAGUCCAGAUACUGAUCGAGAAAGUAAGGCAGGCCGACACCGCUACUCUUACUGUUCAUCUGAUUUUGGAACUACUCCACAAUCUUCUGCCCGGUCAUCGCUGGUCAAUUCCUCUUCACCUACUAGUAUUAAGGGAAAAAAUCCCAGAAGACAAAUUUCAGAUAGCCAAGUUCAUCACCAAGCCCCUAGGAAACCAAGCCCUAAGGGCCCACCCAAAAGAAAGGGAGUCCGAGUGGGAUUUCGCUCCCAGAGCCUCAAUAGGGAGCCGCUUCGGAAAGAUACUGAUCUUGUUACAAAACGGGUUCUUUCUGCAAGACUGCUAAAAAUCACUGAAUUGCAGAAUGAGGUAACUGAACUCCAGGUCAAGUUAGCUGAGCUGCUAAAAGAAAAUAAAGCUUUGAAAAGGCUUCAGUACAGACAGGAGAAAGCCCUGAAUAAAUUUGAAGACACAGAAAAUGAAAUCUCACAACUUAUUGCUCGUCAUAACAAUGAGAUGACAGCACUGAAAGAGCGCUUAAGAAAAUCUCAAGAGAAAGAACGGGCAACUGAGAAAAGGGUGAAAGAUACAGAAGGUGAACUAUCUAGGACCAAAUUUUCCUUACAGAAACUGAAAAAGAUCUCUGAAGCUAGACACCUACCUGAACGAGAUGACUUGGCAAAGAAACUAGUUUCAGCAGAGUUAAAAUUAGAUGACACCGAAAGAAGAAUUAAGGAACUGUCGAAAAACCUUGAGCUGAGUACUAGCAGUUUCCAACGACAGUUGCUUGCUGAAAGGAAAAAGGCAUAUGAGGCUCAUGAUGAGAAUAAAGUUCUUCAAAAGGAGCUACAACGUCUAUAUCACAAAUUAAAAGAAAAGGAGAGAGAGCUGGAUAUAAAAAACAUAUAUUCUAAUCGUCUUCCAAAGUCUUCUCCAAAGAAAGAAAAAGAACUUACACCAAGAAAAAAUGCUGCAUGCCAGAGUGAUUUUACAGACCAGUGUACAAAAGGAGUACAAACCAGUGAAGACUUGGAGCUGGAAGCAUUUCCUCUAUCACCACAAACAGUUAUGUGUUAUGAAAACAAACGGGAAGAACCUGAACAUCUUACUUUGGACCUGGAAUCUCAAGAGAGGGAUGAGCAUGGAGAAGCAGGGCUUCUAAAUUCAAUUGUGGAAAGAGAAGAAAAGUUCGUUAAAGAUCAAGGACUCCAAGUUGUAAAACAAGAGGUUGAGGAACUGGAGGAUGAGUGGGAAAAAGAAGAGCUUGCUAAAAAGCAGAAAGAAAAGACAUCUUUGCUGGAGAGAGAAGAAAAACCAGGGUUGGAAACUGGAAGAUACCAAAUGGAAAUGUGUCAGAUUCAAAAUAUUGAUAAACUGGAAGAAGAGGAGGAAGAAAGACUGAAGAGAGAAAUGCUACUUGCUAAACUGAAUGAAAUCAACAGAGAACUCCAAGAUUCUCGGAAUCUAAAAUGUCCUCCUCUGCCAUUGCUGCCUGAUUUGGAAUCAAAACUGCGCUCCCCAGAGAGAAGCCCCAAAACACACAUGUUCUCUGAAUCCUCAGAGAGAUUGUUUAACGGGCAUCAUUUGCAAGACUUCAGCCUUUUAACCAAAGGAGAUGGUCAGAAUCCAGGAAAUAUUAGAAGCCCAGCCUCUCCAAAUGAGCUUACAUUUGGCAGCUAUGUACCUUCAUUUGCAAAAACAUCAGGAAAGUCAAAUCCUUUUAGCCAAAAAAGUGGCCUUUUGGAUUUCCAAAGAAACAGCCUAGAGAAACUUAGUAAUGACAGUGUAGAUUUAAUUACAAGAAAAGAGAAAAAAGCUAAUCUGAUGGAACAGCUCUUUGGUGCCAGUGGCAGCAGUACCACUUCCUCUAAAAGCAGUGACCCAAAUUCCCUGGCUCCCAGCAAAGGAGACUUUGACCCUCUCAGUUUUCUCCCUGGGGAUAAAAGCAGGAGGGGUAGAGAACAUGAUGAAGAUGAUGACUUUUUCUUCGGCGAAGGAAGAAGUUUUAAUCCAAAUAGACACCGAUUAAAACCUGCAAACAGUAAACCAGCAGUAAAAGCAGUUGAUUCUGUAGAAGAGGAAAUUGAAGAAGUAGCACUGAGAUGACUGACUAGAGUACACAUUUUUCCCAAUUGUAAAUAUUAAAAUAUUGUAAUACAGUAUUUAUUAUAAACAUUUAGACUUUUUAAUAUUAACAAGUCCUUACUAAGGAAUUAUUUUUAAUAGAUAGAGUGUAAAUAAAAAGAAGUAGAUCAUAUUGCACCACAUAGUUAGUUGGCCAGGAAUGAAAGAUUCUUUUGAAUGAAACCAAAAUCAGAGAUGUGUCUUACUUGGUUUUGACUUGUUAUUUACAAAUAGAUUUUCUCUCUCGAAUCAGCUGUAUGGGAAGUUUUACUCCAUUGGUGUUCAUAUUCUUUUCCAAUUUUUAUCCCUAUUUAUUAAUUAAUUUAUUUUUGGUCAUAUUCUCAUUGAGCUAAGUUCAGUCUUCCUGCUGAUUGUUGAAUGGCCAUUAAGAGUGAGAAGCUCUGUGUUGGAAAGUGUGGCUCCCAGGUGGUGGAAAACUGUCUUCUGUGCAUGGGGGCAGGGGCGCCUGUCUUACACGGCAAGGCUAAGCUACUCUUAAGUGGAAGCAGUGACAAUGUUGGGAUUUCCCAUAUCUCUGGAAGGAACCACAGUUAAAUGCUACUCAUUUCCCAGUACAAGUCUCAUCAAAUCACUUAGCUACAACUGUGCUAACAUAUUAGGUUGAAUUCAGAAGACCUUUGUCUGUUGGCAUGGGCAGUUCCCCUGUCCUGGCUCCCAGAGGCCUGGAGACAGUGCAGUCAGUAAUUCCUCUCCUUGUUCUCCUACAUUCUUUGUAACUCAGUGACUGGGUGUGAGAUUUCAUACCAAAUACACAGCAUAGAAGAAAUUUCGUCCCAAUAGAGGAUUUUCAACUCAAUUAUGUUUCCAGAGUAGUGUAACUUGGAAAUUUUAAUAUAUCCUUUUAAGAUAUGAACUUACUGUCAAACCAAAGAGAAAAUGAGAGUGUAAUACUGUUGGACUUACAGGACUAAUUUUAGAGCAACCUUGGUUGGAAGUGUUUUGGAGAUGGGGCUUUGCCUUGCCUGAGUAGGGUGGAUGGUUUGCUGUUGAAAUCCAUUGUUUUUUUGCUGUUUGUAGCUCCCUUCAGCUCACCUGUGAAGGAAUUAAUGAGCUUGGAAUAUGCUGUGUAUGAUUGGUCUUUAAGAAGCAGUAAUAUACCACCAACCAAGGAGAAAACACUUAAAAUGAAGAGUAGUAGAAAUUGUGUCAGGGGAAGAAUAAAAAAAAUGUAGAUUGGCACUUAUUUUAAAACGAGCUGUUGUUUCAAGAAUUUAUUAUGUAUUUGCUCAUAGUGUGAUUUCUGACACCGAGCACACAUCCUGAUGAGGGGAGCAGAAUUAGUCUUUUGUCUUGAGUUUUUAUAGAUGCUUAUUAUUGGAUAUAAUUUCACAACCAUUUGACCAGACUUACCUGGUUAGGUCUCUAAUUAAAAGAUGUACCACCUAUCAUCUUCUAAAUUGUGUUCUUGUCAUUUAUUGGGAACUGAAUCUCCCAAAAGAGCUAAACUAUAUUAAAAAAAAAGUUUAAUAAAGAGAUUUUUAUUUGAUAUAAAUAGGCAUUUAGUAUGUUGCAAAUCAUUCUAAUAUAUGUAAACCACAAUAUUAUUGUAAUGCGGUUCUUGAUAAAAUAUUAUGUAAUGUUAAUUUUGUUCAUAGCUGCUAAUUUUUCUGCCAAAAGUAUUCUCAUUUUUAGGUGGUUUUAAAGAUUUUUAAAAACUUUCUAGUUAAGUUUUAUAUUCAGGUGAUUUUAAUUAGUCUCAUGCUUUUUUUCUACCUGAUGUUUCUAAUCUCUUUAACCAGAGGCAACAAGACAGAAUUAUUAAAAUUAAACCUAAAGUGAAGUUUCAGACUUAGAAGCAUUAUGGUGUUAAGAAUUAAAAUUGGAGAUUAAAAUGUACAGAAUGGAUUUUUCUUUAUGAAGACCUUAGUGAGUGAAUCAUUUUUUUCUAAAUAUCAAGUUAAAUUUGCUAUUUGUACCCAACUCUUACUAAUAAAAAUUAAAAAUGCA